Rubroshorea leprosula is the source of this 902-nucleotide messenger RNA. NCBI's taxonomy places the organism in Eukaryota, Viridiplantae, Streptophyta, Magnoliopsida, Malvales, Dipterocarpaceae. The record is from the annotation of a GenBank genome assembly.
GCAAGGAAACCCAGCCAAGCCGACAGCACUCCCUUGAGAAAACCGGUAAAAGCUUGGGGAUUUCUCCUUCUUUCUUGCUGUAGAACACAUAUAGAACCCAGAAACGUUCCCCCCCUGCAGAGAAUUUCCGAUCUGCUUUGCUCUGUUCCUCACCAUCGGCUGCUCUUGCUUUGUGGGGGCAAAUUGCUCUGGUUGUUGGAUCCCGAAUUUCUCCCCAAACUGCAGCUCCGGUUUUUGCUGCUAAAUUAUGGUUCUUGAGUGUCCUAUCACCCGAGCACUUGGCUUGAGUUCCCGAAAUUAUGGAUUUGAGGAAGCGAAACCGAGGACGGGGAAACCAAGGGGAGUGACGAGUUAAAAGGCUAGCAAUUUCGAGAUAGAUAUAAAUUUUAGAAAUAAAUCAUGCUUUUGUAAGAUAGAUUUUACCUUGAAUUUAUGAGAUCAAAACAGAUUUCGGUCAUUAGAUCAAUUACUUGGAUUGUCAGAUGUGAAUUGGAUAAGUUUCAAGCCUUGUACAUUUGUGGGAUCCUCUCACGAGUGCACGACGUUUGCCAUGUCCUCGAAUUUGGGUUUUGGGGCAUGACAAUGACACCAUUGCUUUAGUUGCGGUGCUUUUUGAGAUAAUCAAGCAAAUCUCAAGGUUUUGUUCUUGGCUAACUCCAAUGGCCACUUCUGUUGGUGUUUUGACAAUUUUUCAUGGGGAAACAUUUGACAAGGGCCCACCUAUUGACCAUGUUAGCAAUGCAAGGUUCCAAAAGGGGAUGGUCUGUUCAUUGAUAAUGUUACUGGACUACAAAUUCUAAAUGUGAAGAGAGUUAUAUGUACUAGCUAAUUCUAAUUUGUAUUAUUGGUUAAUGUUUGUUUGUGAUUAUUACAUGCAUGCUAAAUAUAACUGCUUUUACUAG